Ylistrum balloti is the source of this 4092-nucleotide messenger RNA. RefSeq names its product collagen alpha-1(III) chain-like. The record is from RefSeq and is a predicted model, not a curated record. The transcript has 4 exons. Bases 1 to 4092 code for a protein of 1363 amino acids. Lineage: Eukaryota; Metazoa; Mollusca; Bivalvia; Pectinida; Pectinidae.
AUGGUUAACAGAUUUGUAUCGUCUGUGGUGAUAUCCGUCUUGUCUCUGCUUGUAGCUAUUGAUGCACAAAUUCCUAUUGGUGGGUUAGAAGAAAUAACACCUUUCGAAUUCGGUCGAAUGACAGCGGGAGUAAAUCCGUCUCAGCAAGCACGUGGUGUUGGUAUGACAGCAGGCAUCCGGCCAUUCAACGCAGUGCCGAACCAAUUUGUACAACGGGGUUUAAUACGUAGGCCAGGUCAGAUGCAAAUUCGUUUUAACUCAGGAAUUCCACCUGUAUUUCCAUUCAACAGGAAUGUCUUAGGUAGACGUGGUCUUCCCGGGAACCCGGGUAGUGUAAUUGCCCCUUCAUUUAAUAGAAAUGGAAUGCGGAUAGUUCCAAUGGGAAAUAACAUCAGAACUCUUAGACAACGACAGUUACAACAGGAGGCACUGAGGCGCGCACAAAUUGCACAGCGCUUCCGACCAUUCUUUAACGCAACUCCUCCUAGAGUUGGGGUUGCAACAAUUCAACAAGCGGCUGCAAUACAGCAAAUCAGGGCUCAACCAAAUUUUCAGCGAGCUUUGCCAGUUGAUUUGAGUAGCUUCCCUAAUUUUGGAACUCUCCGUGGCAAUGAAGUUGGCAAUCAACUCAUCAAUCAACUGAUUUCUUUUCAACAAGUUUUCCCUGACGGUUUGGGACAACGUCCCGUUGCUGCCCAACAACAAGCUGUACCGAGAGUAAUGCCAGCACUAAUGCCUGCAGAUCAGCAAAUUCUAAACAAUAUGCUAAACCAGCCCCAAACACAGAUUUCGGAACCUCGUGGGCAGUUCCUUCCUGGCCAAGCUAUGGGUUCUGUACCUAAUCUUCAACGAGUUACUGGAAACAAUGCUGUACUGCCACAACUUGCUAAUAAUUUACCUACUCCACAACUACCGUUGGCACCAACACAAGGUUCGCCAGCAGAGAAUGUUGUUCCCGGAAGCAACCAACCGCAAUGGUCAUUUCAAACAGAUAAUACUCAAUCAUUAAUGGGUGGACAGGAUUCACAGACAUCAACGCAAACAGGAUCAGUAGAAAAUAAUCCGGUGUUCACAGACCAGUCUGGUCAGGGAUUUACUGAACAAGGUUUCGUAGACCAAACAGCUGCUCCACAAUCUACACAAACCACAAAUGAUAAUUCACCUGUUGAAUUUGAUGAACAAAUAACGAUAUUCCAUCCAGGAAAUCAGGAACUGUGCUACCGAGGACGAAAUUUAUCUCCAGAUUUAUUGAAGUGGAUUGUAAACAUUUUAACAUUAAGGAUCCAAAGACCUGACGGCGACACUCUUUGCAGGAAUCGUGAUAGCUAUACAAUAUCUGAAUUAGUAGAAAUGGAAAAAGAAUUUCUUUCCUCAGGGAUCAAUCCACAUAAUCCCAAUGCAUUCCAAGUACAACCGGAUAUAGUAGACCUCGACAAUACCGGAAUGGCUACUGGGACCGCUGCGGCUUCCAACCAGGGAUCUAACCCAGGGUUACCUGUUCCUCCCGCUGACGCUUUAGUUGCCAUGGGAGCGUCAUCUCGGGCUCAACCGCCUCAAACAAACUUCAUACCACAAGGGAAUCCAUUUGGUAACGGACCAAAUGCCUGGGAUCCAAGAGUGCUUCGGUUUCAAAAUCAAUUUCCUGUGAUGCCAUUUAGCCAGUCACCGGGUCCUGUGUCAAAUUUUCAAAUGGGUGGUGGCGGGAAUGGUAUGCCAGGUCCUCCAAAUGGCGGCGGAGGGAGACCAUGGAAUCCACAAAUGGGAUCCAAUCAAAUGGGAACUUUCAGAGUCCUUCCUGCCAAUAUGGCCGAUAAUUUACGAAGCAGGGCAAGAAUGUUUAGUAACCAGCCAUUUUCACCAGAGAACCAGGGUAAUAUGUUGCCAUUCGGAGGCGGACCUCCACCUGGCGGGAACAUGCAAUCUGGUCAAGCAUCAUUCGGUGGAGCACUUGAUCUAAGCACUAUGCCCAACUUCUCGGAUCGAUUCGGACUCGCGUGGGGAAAUGAAUUGUUAAGACAGCUGUCUCCACAACCAGAUACUGAAGCUCCGUCGUCCUUUGGGGGGUCCGGCUCGGCACCUAAUACUAAUAACAAUAAUCCCCAACAGGGUGGACAGACAAAUAAUCAACCUGGUGGAUUCGGAAACAUGAUGCCUCCAAAUGGUAUGAUGCCACCAAAUGGUAUGAUGCCACCAAAUGGGAUGAUGCCACCGAAUCGUAUGAACUCUCAAAAUGGAAUGAUGGCCCCGAAUGGCAUGCCAUUUGGACCGCAAAUGCCAUUCCCAGGAAUACCUGACAUCACUCAAAUGAAUCAACAAGGCAAUCAAAUGACGCCAGCACAAAAUCAAGGUGGAAAUAUGCCUGGAAUGCAACCUGGACAGAUGCCACCAGGUAUCAUGCCUGGAAACUCAAAUAAUGGAUUUCCACAGUUUGGAGGUGGAAAUACUAAUACUGGAUCACAAAAUCCGAACUCCCAAGGUCAAUUUCCUCCACCCUGGAUGGGAUCACAACCCAAUUCAUUUGGAAACCCGUUCAAUCAACAGGGAAACGGAAUGUCUGGAACUGUAGGACCAAAUAACAUGCCCGGUGGAAAUGGAAUGUCAGGAAUGCCGCAAAUGAAUGCAAAUGCAGGACCAAAUAGCAUGCCUGGUAUGUCGAGAAUGCCAGGAAUGUCCGGAAUGCCUGGAGGAAUGCCUGGAAUGAAUGGGAUGCCGGGUAUGAAUGGAAGGCCAGGUUUUCAGGGAAUGAAUGGCGGUCAAGGAAAUAAUAUCAUGCCAGGUGGUGGAAUGAAUGGCAUGCCAACGAACAAUUUGCAAGGUGGAAAUAAUGGAAAUAAUGGUAUUUUUAGAGGAAUGAAUGGUAUGCCACCUGGAAUGAAUAGUAUGCAAGGAGGUCCCAAUGGUAUGCCAGGUGGAAUGAACAAUAUGCCCGGUGGGAUGAACAAUAUGCCAGUUGGGAUGAACAAUAUGCCGCCGGGUGGUAUGAACAAUAUGCCGCCGGGUGGGAUGAACAACAUGCCGGGAAACAAUGGCAUGCAAGGAGCAAUGAAUAACGGUAUGCAAGGAGGAGCUAUGAAUGGAAUGCCAGGAAUGAAUGGUAUGCCAGGGAUGAAUGGUAUGCCAGGGAUGAAUGGUAUGACUGGAAUGCCAGGAGCUAAUAAUCAAGGCAAUAAUAUAAUGCCUGGAUUUCCAAAUUUUAUGGGCAACCCACAAGGAAACAAUCCUAUGCAAGGAAUGUCUCCUGGUGGUUCCAUGCAACCAGGAAACAAUCCACAAUUAGGUUUCCAGCAGCCACAAGGAGGGCAAAAUCAAGCAGCAUUCAACCCGAAUCAGUUUCAACCACCAUUUCCGGGGAUGCAACCACAAAGUGGUCCUGGUAUCCAGAAUAAUGCUAAUAAUCAAGGAGGUCCAAAUGUUCCUCCUGGUCCAUUUCCUCAGAAUCCGUCGUUUCCCCAAAACCCGUCAUUUCCGGUAAAUAGCGGUUUAAACCCUCAACAAACAGUUGGGAGUUCUAGUCAACCUAGCGGCAACUUACAGUUUCCAUUAGGAGGGACACCUGGCCAGAACCAGUUUGGCACGGGUUUAAAUGGAUUGGCUGGGACAAACACAGGGACCUCUUCUACGGCAGGCUCAGGUAAUAAUCCACAAGGAGAGAGUGACAUGGUCACUACGAUAACUGAUCAUAACGGACGAGAAUUAUGGCGAAGUGAUCGUCAGGUAUCAAGAGCAGAAAUAAUGCAAGCAAUCCGAAGGCUCGCCAAUAGUGACAAUAGCUCCCCAGCUGCUGCUUCUGCACUACCGUCUGGUGCUCAAUUUCUUGGUGGCAGCGGUGGGACGAGUGCUGCUUCUAACCCAGGUCUAGAAUCAGGGGCCGCUAGUCAGAAUGGUAUCUCCUUUGGAACAGUAGGUUCUAAUGCUAAUACAAUCCAAAAUUUCCCAUUUCAAUCUACACCCAAUCAGGUUGAUCCGAUGAGUACAACAGUUCAUAACUUCAUGGAAAACCCGAAUCGACCGAAUCAACCAGCAGAUCAUCCCAUCCCAUCUUCCAUGCAACGUUUAAACGUCAUUGUAGUCAGUUUGCUAUUGCACUGCUAG